This is a messenger RNA of Phaeodactylum tricornutum CCAP 1055/1, 2475 nucleotides long. RefSeq lists its product with no specific name. The transcript has a single exon. NCBI's taxonomy places the organism in Eukaryota, Bacillariophyta, Bacillariophyceae, Surirellales, Neidiaceae. The record is from RefSeq and is a predicted model, not a curated record. The coding region runs from base 1 to 2475 and encodes 824 amino acids.
AUGAAACGGCCGCGACUACGCAGUGUGUGGGGCGUCGGCUGCCUACUUUUCGUCGGGGGGUCGGCCGCGGAAGCGACCCGUCGUUCGUGGACGCAACGGCAGCCUUUCCGAUGGAUCGUGAACAAUCCUUCCAAGCUCAACUUCACAUCAUCACCCGCCAUGGGUGUCCCGAGUCCCCGUUCCAAGUCAUCGACGGUCGUACCCACCCGGGUUCCCGCGAAUAGUUCCUCACGGGUCCCGACUCGAUGGCCGACGACGCGAUUCGGAGGGUCCACCAGCGCGCCGACGGGAAGUACGACAAGAGGACUUACGCUGCGUCCGAGUAUGGCACCUAUGGCACUGCCGACGACGCAUGGGACACUCACGGGUCCAACGGAAACACCCUCGGGUCUUCUGAGAACGAGUCCAAUGUGGCCCUCCCCGGUACCUGUUCAUAGUCCAAGACGAGACAGAUCGCCAAUCACAACACGGAUGCUGGGAAUUCCUACAUCGACGAGUCCGGUCACUCCAACCGCUGUCUCUAUAUUUCCUUCUCGACCCGCCGGAAGUUCAUCACGGAAACCGGUAGAGGAGAAUAGCAACGACGCAACCGGUAGGCCAUCGCUAGGACCAUCGCGUACGCUUUCCAUACCAAUGGCGUUCUCCACUGAUCUACAGCUGGUGCAAUACAACUUUAGCGGUCCGCAAAACAUUGUGGAAACUCUAGAAUUUGCUUGGCAAGGUUAUUUGACCGCCAUUUUGAGUCGCUACUAUCGAGACCGUGAAGGGGUCCAGUUUACCGGUGUUGACCUAGACGUACGGCAAGGCCGGCAACGCAGGUUCUUGUGGCAGUCGAACAUCAGACCCACGAGACGCUUACAGAAACUGGUGGGCAACGCCACGAUUUUAUCGUUCGAAGCUAACGGUACCGCCGUUUUGCUGGUGGAUGCCAGUACACAGGACGCAAAUUCGAUUGUUGCUUCCACCAAUUCCUUUCUCCGCACAGCUGUCACGAUGGAGAACUUGCAACAAGCACUGGUGGACGUUAACGAAAACCUGGUGACAGUGUCGAGUGUGAGUGUACCAAACGCCACUGGCGUGCCCGAGCCCGAUCGAGAUGAUGGACCCACUACCGUUGAGACUGUAUUCGGGUUGUUCAUUGCGGCUGCGGCAAUGUUGGGCUUGGCCUAUACAUGCCGCGUCAUUUGCCAAAAUCACAAGGAAAGGCAGGCUCGUGCUAAGAAAUUGAUGGCCCGUCCCAUGGUAUUACCGAAUGCCCCGCCGUCGCUAGCUUACCAGCCCAGACCGAUGCCAAGGCAAACUUUGGUCACGCCCAAUCAGAGUGGGAACAAUGAUGACACCUUGAGUAUCCCAGGAAUUCCCAGUACGGAAACCAGUGAUGGUGACCGUUUCGCCAGAGAGCUGCAAGAAGCAGCUUCGUUGGACCGGGCGGUUUGGGAAGAAAAGCAGUAUGACAACUCAAACGGAGUGACCGCUCCUUUUACUAGAGUGCCGGAGUCCACAGGGAAGCUACAAGUGUCCUCGUCAUUCCCGUAUGGGGACGAAGCCGUCGGCAACUUCGAGUCCAUGGUGCACCAGCAAGGAGGCUUCGAAUUGACUCCACAAGUGGGUAUGCUUGGGUCAAACGCUCGAUCCGCGCCCCCAAUGAAUGGAGACGACAUUCUAGAUGUGCCCGACUUCGAGGCGUUUGGGGAUACAAACACGGGUCCGGAGCUGAGACAAUUUAGCGCAUCGGAUCGCAUGCUCUCCGGAGGAAACCAAAAAACCCGCGGGUUGCAAAUGUUCAGUUUCACCGAUCGCCCAGGAGAUGCAACAGUGGGUGAUUCCACAAUCACAUCCAGAGACCCAUCUCUUACCGCUAUUCCAGAAUCUCCGUCACUGUCAUCAUGGUCGCCAAAAGACAAUGAAGAUGACGAGGAUACCAAUGUCUCGGACAUAUCUCAUACCAAUGCCAUGCUGCAAGAAGUUGAGCGUUUGUCGAUGUUUGUUAGACAAUACGAAAAGGAAAAGGAAGCUAGAAAAAGCAGCCAAUUUUUAGUCGAUACGUCUAGUACGGGAAAUGCUCCAGUACAAAGAACACAGACAAGAGCUUUCACGGAAAUUGAGAGUUUAAAAGACGUAAGCUUUUCUCCAGGGGACGAAGAUUCCAAGCGAAGACUCGGUAUCGGUCAAUACAGCGUACAAGAAAAAAUUCCUGGACCUCUAGUGGAUGACGAUGGCGAGCCGCGGGGGACCUUGGAGACAGCAAAUGCUUUGCAGUACCCCAGCCUCGCUGCGGCAACUUUGGGAAAUACAGGUACUCCUUUGGAGCACAGAGACGGAUCAAUCGAAAAGGGAAGUCUGCCAGGACUCCGCACAGCAGUCCAGCAAGAGCGUCGUUUUGGUUUGCCUCGACCUAACGUCCGAAGCCGUUCGGGCAGGUUUUCAACUGAUAGAACGGGUCGAACACAAGCGGAGAAGAGACCCUCGCCUUAA